This is a messenger RNA of Fukomys damarensis (Damara mole-rat), 1324 nucleotides long. RefSeq names its product sorting nexin 24 (gene Snx24). The record is from RefSeq and is a predicted model, not a curated record. Lineage: Eukaryota; Metazoa; Chordata; Mammalia; Rodentia; Bathyergidae. Bases 1 to 579 code for a protein of 192 amino acids. Gene Ontology annotation, molecular function: phosphatidylinositol phosphate binding. The transcript is spliced from 8 exons.
AUGAAAAAUCAAGUGAGGAAAGAUGGAGAGGUGAGGCUGUACGAGUGUAAGAGCCAUCACAUCCUUACCUGUGCUCAUCUGAAAUACCACGGCAGAGCAUCAGUCUGGACAAGGCUGAUAAAAGCUGAGGUGUUUAAGAUAGAAGUACUAAUGAAUGGAAGAAAACAUUUUGUUGAAAAAAGGUACAGCGAGUUUCAUGCCUUGCACAAAAAGCUGAAGAAGUGUAUAAAAACUCCAGAAAUCCCUUCUAAGCAUGUCAGGAACUGGGUCCCAAAAGUCUUGGAACAACGGCGGCAGGGCUUAGAAAUGUAUUUACAGGCUGUCAUUUUAGAAAAUGAAGAACUUCCAAAGCUGUUUCUUGAUUUCCUAAACGUGAGACACUUACCCUCUCUACCAAAGGCAGAAAGUUGUGGAUCUUUUGAUGAGACAGAAUCUGAGGAGUCAAGCAAACUGUCCCACCAGCCGGUGCUGCUGUUCCUCAGGGAUCCAUACGUCUUGCCUGCAGCCAGCGAUUUUCCAAACGUGGUUAUUGAAGGAGUGCUCCAUGGAAUAUUUUACCCUCAUCUGCAGCCCAGGUAGAAUCCCUGCAUGGCUCAAAGAAGCUGAAGCAAGUUUCCAGGUCGUAGUCAAGGAAAUCGAUAUCUACCAAAUUAACCUAAACCCUAUGACAUAACAGCUCGAGUUAGUGGUAAAAUUCACAGUCCCGGCUUAAUUCAGGGCAGGGACAUUUCCAUUAGCAUGGUGCUUUUAAAAUAGAAACUGAACCAGGGCAGUGAUGAGGUUAAGGGCGAGUGUUUAAGUGGAAUAAAGUUGCCAACUGAAACCCAGGAGGAGGCAGCCCGGCAGAUGCCUGGGAAUACCGGGCCAAACUAAGCAGAGGUGUUCUCUGCUUAAUCACACCAUUUCUGCGUUGAAAGGCGUGUCCCGGGCUGCACUCGGCUGAUCAGCUCUGCUGAUGUUUAGUUCCCGUCUCUCGACACACUGAUGCUUGCACGUCAGGUCUUCUCAGCCAGUGUGGUACCUUCUAACGUGCUGGCAACCACAGCUCCGUGCGAGUAAGAAGACAAACUGGAAAUCACAGCAUACGGACAAGUGUUGUGGAACUCAGAAACAUGAUCUGCGUUACACUGCAUUCCCGUCACACCUCGGGGUCAGCCUCUGAUGUCAGCAGAAGAGGAAACGGGCAUUAGGAAGGCCCUCGCCUGGGAAAGGCACCGGGCUGGAAGUCUGGACGUCUCCCCAUCGAGGCUGCCCUCUGGUGUCGCAGACAGGGUUUCUUUGAAGACCAAGUGGCAUUGCUGGUGGUUUUCAGGGGCCGUUGUGU